CAGGUCGUCAACGCCCCGCACAAGGCCGCGCUCUCCCAUGAGCUGGUCGCUAGUGCUGCUUCCUACGAGGCCAUGAAGGCGUACGAGAAGCACGUCGCGGCCCAGGGCCACCCCGACAGCCACGCCAAGGCGAAGGAGCUCAUCGCUACAUUCAGCGGUGGCUUCAUCGACCGCAUGGUCGAAACCAAGGGUCUCGACGCCCUCGACAAGCAGAAGGCAAAGCACCAU
Messenger RNA from Coniophora puteana RWD-64-598 SS2, 228 nucleotides. RefSeq lists its product as uncharacterized. The transcript is spliced from 4 exons. The record is from RefSeq and is a predicted model, not a curated record. NCBI's taxonomy places the organism in Eukaryota, Fungi, Basidiomycota, Agaricomycetes, Boletales, Coniophoraceae. The annotation marks the transcript as partial.